Messenger RNA from Asparagus officinalis (garden asparagus), 1045 nucleotides. RefSeq lists its product as uncharacterized. Lineage: Eukaryota; Viridiplantae; Streptophyta; Magnoliopsida; Asparagales; Asparagaceae. The record is from RefSeq and is a predicted model, not a curated record. Bases 157 to 882 code for a protein of 241 amino acids. The transcript has 9 exons.
UCGACGACCCGCCGCCGCACGCCGCCCUCGACCAGCCAACCCGCCGCCCUCGACCAGCCGCUUAGAGAGAUAGGUAUUUCCUCAGUUGAGUUAUUUCCUGCAGUUCCGCUUAGAGAGGAUCGUCCUCACGACCAUCUCGGAGUCAGUUAUCUCUACAUGGAUCCUCACCAAUUGAAGACAAUGCUUGCGAUGGAUCUGGUGAUGAUGAGAUCGAGCACGAGAGGAUGUCUGUAUCUUCUCAGUCAGAGAUGGCAUGUCUCCGCCCAUGGACUCCGCCAAAAAGAUUAUGAGAAACCCGGUAGGCAUGGGAGUGAGGAAAAGACGAAAGUACCUCCGAAAGGGUACCGGGGCAUUUUGGAGUGGAAAGACAACAUUCCUGUUGGGGAUUGGGCUGUCAGAUUUAAUAACUUCAUUGGCUAUUUAAUAAGAGAUCCACGCUCUAUUAAUAUUGCUCAUAAUUUUGAGGAGCAAGAAUUUAAAUGCAUAAAAAAGAUUUGGGAGAAGUUCAUGGAUCAUUAUUGUCUUGAAGACAACCCAGAGUCUUGGGAUUAUGUUAUCCCGAAAAUGGCCAAGCUUAUUCGGGGUUGGAAGAGUGAUCUAAAGAAAAGAUAUUUCACAAAUUUAUCUACUGAUUGGAAGAUGAUCUAUGAGCUUGAUAAGAAAGUUCCUCCAUUUAAUUGGAUGACUCUCAUUAUCGAGUGGGAGGGUGAGAAGAAGAAAAUAUGUGAAACGGCAUUGGCGAAUCGUAGAUCAAAGCUAUACGAUCACUUUUUAGGAGCUACUUCUUAUGCUCAGAUCGAGCAUAAGUAUUUGAGCGAAAACCCGGACGCUUUGACUAUGCCCCCGACUCUUCUGGCUAAAAGAGCUUAUACACCACCCUAGGGCUAUGAAAAUGUUGAUGGAAAUGACAAAAUGGUGGAGAAAAUUAAUGAAUUGAACGCGGCGCUAGAAGCUUCUCAAAACGAUGUCUUCACCCGUGUCACGCAGUCUCGAAGUACAGAGGACACUCCUGUAGAGCCUAACCGCAUGACCAGAGACGAGUGGA